GUUACACAGGUAUAUAAUAUACUUGUUAAAUGCCUUGAAAGAGUGAGCCUGAGCAAUACUUUUUAAGAACGUCACGUGCCUGUUUAUAAUUAGCUUUGGUGUAGUCAACUCCUUUCCUCAUAUCAAGACAGUUUUAAAGCUACUCAGCGUCACACACCCUUGUGUUUAAACAAGACUUAUGCCAAGACAAACCUGAACUAUGCGGAGCCAAAUUAUUUCUUCUUCUUUAUUUCUGUUUUGUUUUGCUGUGAUUUACAUCGUAAUUUGGAACAAGAUCCCAGUAAAAUGGGUCAGAUACCAAGCAGCCGAUGUUCCUCUAAGCCAAGUGAAAUUAUUUUGGAGAUGUAAUGAAGAAAUCAAAAGAAAACUUAUAACCGUUUCUGGAACACCUUCAUUAAAUUUGUCUUCAGUAAAAACCACAAACAGAGUGCCAGCGCAUCAUGUGACUUUAGGAACAUCAAAGAUUAAACCUCAGACAGAAAUAACCCCUAUUCCCAUCCUCUAUAAGGACAAGUUCACCAAGCUCCCCAAAUGGGAUUUCGAGGAUGUUUAUAUGCAAAGCAGUGAAACACAACGACCGGUCUGUUCAAAGUCUCUCCAGAAGUCCAAAAAACAAAUGUUUCAACAUGCCGCAAUGUGGAACAUCCAGCUUUGGCUCCACAGAGGUCACCUAAAUAUGAGCGAAUGGAACCGUCUCGCGCACUUCAACAACCCGUUUGGGUUUAUGGAAUUCAAUCAUACAGACAUCAAAAAGUCAGUCGAUUUGAUCCCGAAGCCUAAGCACUACCAGCUUUUACCAGUUCCCAAUAGUUCAGUGGACGGAUGUAUUCGCUGCGCUGUAGUCGGCACCAGUGGCAUCCUCAACGGCUCCAGAAUGGGCAAAGAGAUCGACUCCCAUGAUUACGUCUUUCGAGUGAAUGGAGCAGUCACUAAAGGCUUCGAGGAAGAUGUUGGAAAUAAAACCUCAGUGUAUGUACACACAUCAUUCGCUUUAACAGAAUCACUUCUAGUCCUGGGAAAGUAUGGCUUUAAAAGCAUUCCACAAGAUGAGGGGAUUAAAUAUGUGAUGAUUCCAGAGGGGCAGCGAGAUUUCGAGUGGAUUGAAGGCAUCCUGAAGAAAAUGAGAAUGACAACCGGAUACUAUAAAGGAUACAGACCACGGACGUACUACAGCAACCGCUUCCAAGAGGAUAAGUUUUAUGUGCUUCAUCCUGACUUUCUAAGAUACAUCCGGAACAGGUUCCUGCCAUCUGAAACUCUGAAUGAUUCAUUAUGGCAUUUCUACAGACCCACCAAUGGAGCGUUCACAUUGUUCUUAGCUCUUCACACCUGUGAUAUAGUGGACGUGUAUGGAUUCAUCACUGCAGACCACAAGAAAUACUCCAACUAUUACGUUGAAAGAAGUACAAAAACUCCAGUUAUUUUUUAUGUCAAUCAUGACUACGACCUGGAGAUAGAAACCUGGAAAAAGCUGCACGAUGCCGGAAUUAUCAACCUUUACCAAAGACAUGAAGACCUAAACUAGACUGUGACUGCUUUAGUUUAUGCAUUACUAAAUAUUUAGUACAUACACUUAGGUAUUUGUAUAAUGUGUUAAUUUAUUAUUUAUUUAUAUCAUAAUAUGGCUUAACUUACAGAAUUAGUUGGUCAUGAAGGAUUUGUUCCACAAUGUGGAACAAUUUUAACAUAUUAUCAUAUCAUAUCAUACUUUGAACAAUUGAUUUUGAGAUGUGUCUGCUACUUACAGCUCCAUCCCAUCCAUGAUAAAACUGGCUCUCAUGAAGACCUUCCCAGGAGAGCAAGACCAAAACUUACCUCUGCAAGUUCAUUUAGAGUGACCAGCUCUGUUAAGCCUUUAUAACGGCUCUAAUCUGAGGUGCUGUUUGUUUAUUGAUGAUUUCUGAGGCUGGUGACUCUAAAUGAACUUGCAGUGGUUUCAUCAUGGAUGGGAUGGAGCUGUAUGGGUUUUGCAAAUGCACUUGAUAAUAUUGUUCUUGCCAGAACUGUUCUAGAACACCUGACCUUUAUGUAUUAAAAUACCAACGGACUGUU
Clarias gariepinus (North African catfish) is the source of this 2052-nucleotide messenger RNA. Its product is annotated as alpha-N-acetylgalactosaminide alpha-2,6-sialyltransferase 1-like. Gene Ontology annotation, molecular function: sialyltransferase activity. The coding region runs from base 200 to 1525 and encodes 441 amino acids. The transcript is spliced from 9 exons. The record is from RefSeq and is a predicted model, not a curated record. Lineage: Eukaryota; Metazoa; Chordata; Actinopteri; Siluriformes; Clariidae.